Saccharomycopsis crataegensis is the source of this 2187-nucleotide messenger RNA. RefSeq names its product dolichyl-diphosphooligosaccharide--protein glycosyltransferase subunit STT3 (gene STT3). The record is from RefSeq and is a predicted model, not a curated record. Gene Ontology annotation, molecular function: dolichyl-diphosphooligosaccharide-protein glycotransferase activity. The transcript has a single exon. Gene Ontology annotation, biological process: post-translational protein modification. Gene Ontology annotation, cellular component: membrane. Bases 1 to 2187 code for a protein of 728 amino acids. Lineage: Eukaryota; Fungi; Ascomycota; Saccharomycetes; Ascoideales; Saccharomycopsidaceae.
AUGUUGGGUAAAACUCUUAAUAAAUCCACGUUACAGAAUAUCCUUUUUCUAUUGAAAAUUGUGAUCUUUGUAUCAAUUGCCGCUGCUGGUAUAUCAUCAAGAUUGUUUUCUGUGAUACGGUUUGAAUCGAUAAUUCAUGAAUUCGAUCCAUGGUUCAAUUUCAGAGCAACCAAAUAUUUGGUCAACAACUCAUUUUAUGAAUUCUUAAACUGGUUCGAUGACAGAACUUGGUAUCCAUUGGGUAGAGUCACUGGUGGGACUUUAUACCCUGGUUUAAUGGUUACUUCCGGCGUGAUAUGGCAUUCUUUGAGAGAAAUUUUCCUUCUACCAAUUGACAUUAGAAACAUUUGUGUGUUGUUGGCCCCUGUAUUCAGUGGCUUGACUGCUUACUUCACUUACUGUUUGACUACUGAAAUGAAAGAUUCUGCCGCUGGUUUGUUGGCAGCCGCAUUUAUUGCGAUCGUUCCAGGUUACAUUUCUAGAUCCGUCGCCGGUUCAUACGAUAACGAAGCCAUUGCAAUCACUUUGUUGAUGGCCACUUUCUUCUUUUGGAUCAAAUCUCAAAAGACUGGGUCUUUGUUUUAUGCUUCAAUCGCUGCUGUAUCAUAUUUUUACAUGGUUAGUGCCUGGGGUGGCUAUGUUUUCAUCACUAACUUGAUUCCAUUACAUGUGUUCGUAUUACUCUUGAUGGGCAGAUACAACCAUAAACUUUAUACCGCCUACACUACAUGGUAUGCCUUGGGUACUAUUGCCUCUAUGCAAAUUCCUUUUGUUGGUUUCUUGCCAAUCAGAUCUAACGACCACAUGAGUGCAUUGGGUGUCUUUGGCUUGUUGCAAUUAGUGGCUUUUGGAGACUAUGUGAAAUCUCAAAUUCCUUCUAAACAAUUCAAGGCUUUCUUGAUUGCUUCAGUCACUUUAGUGUUUGGCGUGGGUCUCGUUGGUCUCGUUGGGUUGACUUACGCUGGUUAUAUUGCACCAUGGACCGGUAGAUUCUACUCUUUAUGGGAUACUAAUUACGCAAAGAUCCACAUUCCAAUUAUUGCAUCUGUGUCGGAGCAUCAACCUACUGCCUGGCCAGCUUUCUUCUUCGACAAUCAAUUCUUAAUUUGGUUAUUCCCAGUCGGUGUUUAUUUGUUGUUCCAAGACUUGAAGAACGAGCACAUUUUUGUCAUUGUUUACUCUGUCUUAUGUUCAUAUUUUGCCGGUGUUAUGGUCCGUUUGAUGUUGACUUUGACCCCAAUUAUUUGUGUCAGUGCUGCCAUCGCCAUCUCUAAACUAUUUGAUAUCUAUUUAGAUAUCCGUGAUGUUUUGAAGCAAGAUAAGACUGUCAAUGCUUUCAAGUCCAGAUCUCUUAAGCUCUUCUCUAAACUUACAGUUGUCUGCUCUUUCUGCUUCUACUUAUACUACUUUGUUUACCACUGUACAUGGGUGACCUCCAACGCAUACAGUUCCCCAUCUGUGGUGUUGGCAUCUAGAAACCCUGAUGGUUCUCAACAUUUGAUUGAUGACUACCGUGAAGCUUAUUACUGGCUUAGAAUGAACACUCCAGACGAUGCUAAGGUUAUGGCAUGGUGGGAUUAUGGUUAUCAAAUCGGUGGUAUGGCCGACAGAACCACCUUGGUUGAUAACAACACAUGGAACAACACCCAUAUUGCUACCGUUGGUAAAGCUAUGUGUUCUUCAGAAGACGUCUCUUACGAAAUUUUGAAAAAACACGACGUUGAUUACGUGUUAAUCAUCUUUGGUGGGUUAUUGGGUUAUUCAGGUGAUGAUAUCAAUAAAUAUUUAUGGAUGGUGAGAAUUGCCGAAGGUAUUUGGCCAGAUGAAGUCAAAGAAAAGAACUUCUUCACCCCAAGAGGCGAGUAUAGAAUUGAUGAUCUUGCCACCGACACCAUGAAGAACUCAUUGAUGUAUAAGAUGUCCUACUAUAAUUUUGUUGAAUUAUUUGGUGGCCAAGAAGCUACUGACAGAGUUAGAAACCAAAGAUUGUCCCAAGCAAGCUCUCCAAAAUUGGAUGUUCUUGAAGAAGCGUUCACCAGUGAAAACUGGAUUGUUAGAAUUUACAAAGUGAAGGAUUUGGACAACUUUGGAAGAGAUUUGAAAGAUGCUAACAGUUUUGAACAAUCUGUGAAUAAGGGUAAGAAGAAGAGAAUUGCAAAGAGACCAGAGUUGGAAUUGCGUGUUUAA